Protomyces lactucae-debilis is the source of this 1771-nucleotide messenger RNA. RefSeq lists its product as uncharacterized. The transcript has a single exon. The annotation marks the transcript as partial. The record is from RefSeq and is a predicted model, not a curated record. NCBI's taxonomy places the organism in Eukaryota, Fungi, Ascomycota, Taphrinomycetes, Taphrinales, Protomycetaceae.
GCUUGGCAAGGCUCCGUGUGUUGCGAGCAAUUUUGCCGCGAGCCUGGAAAGCGCAAACUUGGAGCUCAGUCCGACAAACGACUUCACACCGUUUGUCGAUUGCAAGUACUGUUCGCGAUGCGAGCGCCCUGCACAACGUCCUAUUUUUGGCUCUUUAUGAUGACAGUGUAUCUGGUCUUGUCUUUCCACAAUUGCACUGCUGCAGCCGGUCGCACUGCCAGUUCAUCCGGCUCUAAAGCUGCUUCCAGUCGCAAGCGUGCAAGGCCCGGAUCUUCAAUCAAACCACCACCUGCAGGAGAGACCGCAAACCCAUUGUCAGGGCAAGUGAAGGAAGCGAAGUCUGCAUACCACCAAGAGAGUUUCCCAGUGUGCCGAAAUGUGUCGGUUGGUUAUUACAACCUCUUCGGGAAAGGAGCUGGGCCUGAACAUGGAGCGCCAGGUACAAGUCGAGCCCAACGUCUCAAUAUUCCUGGCAUGUUGUCCUCAGCUAGCAAAGGAUCUUGCGAGACGAAACGUCGGUUGAAGAUUCAGCACUUUGAGACCAAGAUGAGCAAAGCAUUCGGGACAAGGGUGCCGUGGUGUUGGGCAAGUGACAAGUUCAGCAUUGUGCAGCGAAGGGCAAGCUCGGUAGGAUGUGACACUUCCCUUACUCUAGGUUGCCAUCUAUCGGCUUCGUUGUGUCAGUGCACUUUCAACUGGAUCAUUCCUGAGCAAAUGAAUGAGACGAGAUUCGAGAUGAGGCAUCACAGAAAGAAAUAUUUUAACGGAGGUAACAACGAGCCGACGUCAGUGUGUGACAUGCAACGGUUUCCGGCGACACUGUCCUUCAUACUGCACGAAAAGAUCAGAACUUUGGAUGAUCUGUCAGGAAGACAUUCGAGACCUACUGAAGCGGAAACGCGGAAGCGAAGCUGGCCACUUUUUGAUUGGCACUCCGUGCCGAAUGAAGCUUUCAUACUGGGACAAUCCUUUCCUUGCCCCGAGAGACCAGCCAGCGACUCGAAGAAGGGAAUUUUGCCUGUGAGAGAAAAACCAGCCAGGCAAUCGUGGAAGAAGGUGAUCGCGGAGGUCUGUCUUUGUCCCAACAAUCGUGGCAAUGGUGAAAGACAGUGCAGUCAUAAGGAGUUGAUAUGCGAGACAAUCAGCUUGGCUCAGGUCAUUGACAACUUGCGAAGGGGUGGAGGUGAAUUGUUCGACGUUUACGUGGAAAAGUUUCCCCAGCUGAAAAAUUAUGUGGCACCCAUCUCUGGCACUGCAAUAGCGAACGACCAAGUUCAGCGACAAGACUGGGAAAGGAUGCUCCCUACAGCUGCUUCGAACCUUGCAAAAGGUCUGACUUUCGACCUCAACCUACCUGCUCCAGAAGAUGACGAGGAUGGCCAUGAGCUUUGACAUGCUCAAGGUCUGAUUGCACACUUCUGCGUCUCGUAUCGCAGACGCCAAGCAUUUCUAUGAGCGUUCUAUCUUUGAACAAUGAAGACACCUUCACCAACCACAGAAGAGUGAAACAUGCUGGUCUCAAAAUUUAGCCUUCCAUCUCAUAGACAUUGUAGCGAAAGAUGCAAACAACGAGAUCAAGAGACAAAGCAUGCAAGCCUAGCACUAUCGACCAAUGUUUUACUUAGUCAGAGCUCGUGUGCCCUCCUUGAACACUUGAAUUCGAGCCAUUUCUAGCAUUAUACUGUCAUAGGCAGCAAUGACUUGGCCUUUGUGAUCGUGACCGCUAUGCGGGGCGACUUCUGAGGGACCUUAGCGUUGAGCAUCGUCUGCA